Molecule: messenger RNA, 1536 nt
Organism: Dentiscutata heterogama
Lineage: Eukaryota; Fungi; Glomeromycota; Glomeromycetes; Diversisporales; Gigasporaceae
Source: the annotation of a GenBank genome assembly
AUGGAAGUUACCAUUAGUAAAGAGGAGGAUGUUACAGAAAAAGCAGAGGCUGAUAAUUCUACAGAAACAGCCGUUAGUGCUAUUGAAUCAGAAACUCAGCAUGCUUCAACAGUGCCAAAACAUCAAAAUCGUGAACUUGUUGAAAAUACUGAACCAAAGACACCUGAGAAACAACCCGAAAUUCGGCUUGAUAUUCCUCUGACGAGUCGAUACAAUAACAUAGUAUACUUUCCUGAUUUGUUAAAGGAAGCUGGAUAUACUAUUGCAAAAACACCUCCACGUUAUAUGUCAUGUUCAGAAACACCUGGGUCAGAAUCCCCGCAAUCGGAAUGGUCAGAUUUCGAAACUCCAGACGAUUUUCGAACGCCAACACCUCCAGCAGCAAUUGAUUUGCCACGUGCUUUUCGUGAUGAAAAUGAUGAAUUCUUUGAAAGAAUUCUGGAGAAUGCGGAAAAAUAUGCCAUAGUCGAAGAGGAAAAAACUCGUAAAAAAAAGAGAAGGAUUAUCAAGAAAGAACAGCAUUACGAUGUGAAUGAUCCAUUCAUAGAUGACAGUGAAUUGGCUCCAUUACAGCGUGAUUACGGAAAAGUACGCCCACAGAUUGAAGGGUUUUUUGUAUGGAAUGGGCCAUUGGUUUUAGAAAGAUUAGUUGAUGAGGAUGAACCAUCGCCUAAGAAAAAGGCUGCAAAACGUAAGCCAAAAUCCUCCGAAACUGACGGUCCAAAAGUUAGAAAGGCACGUACUGUCAAAAAAGCAGAAGGUGGUAGUGAUGGGAAAGGAAAGGCUGCUGCCCCAAAAAAGAGUGUAUCAAAGAAAUUGAAGACUGCCGGUGAUACCAGCCAGGAAUCGUCAUUAGUGGCUUCAAUUUCACAUAAUGAGACCAAUCCCUCACAUAUAACGGAUCCUAGUUCAAGUGCAAAUAUUUCCUCUAUAGGUGCGAAUAAUAAUCCAGCAAAUCAAAAAGAUUUAUCGGAUCCUAAUAAACCUCCGGGAAAAAAGAAAAAAGUUUAUCCAGUGGAACCUGUUCAUCCAGAUGUUCAGUAUCUUUUAGAUCUCUUUAAACAACAAGUAGAUAAAGAAUCUUUCGAGGUCAAGUCUAGGUUCCCACAGAAUCUUAAACCUCCUUUGAUGGAACUUCUUUCAAGAGCCUAUGAACUUAAUCAAUUCAAUGAAAAUCUUUUUAAAAUACUAACCAAUAUGUUACCAUAUAAUAAAUUCACAAUAACGAGGACAUUAUAUCCAAAAGCCUUGAUAGAGUUACAAAAACGAAAGUUAGAAUUUAUUGGCCGUUUGAAAAUUGCAGUGGAUGAAAUCAUGCCAUCUUUAUUACAGGAAUUAAACGAACGGAAUGCAUCUGUUUCUUCAUCUUCAGUACCGGUAAACGGUGAUAAUAUCCAAGAAGAAAUGUCUUGGGUUGUAAUGAGUAACUGUCUUGCAGAGGCUGAAGAAAAAUCUGAGAGACAUUCCGAACAAACGAGGCGAAAAAGUUUAUACCAAUAUGUAAGUAACAUUAUAAAGAAUCUUAUUCUUUUAUGA